AUACUGACGUAGACGUGUCAUUUUUUGAUGAAACGUGUCUGCUUCUAACGCAAGUUCUGCAUGCCACUCUAGUCUACCACCCAACAAAAAUCCAUUGGCAUUUUGCUGUAACGCCAAGAUCAUCGUAAAUCCUCACGAAUUCUGUACCAGAGUAGAUUUUCGCCGUUUAUUUUCCGGCAGAUUCUUAAAUUCGAGACUGGGAGUGAUACUUUCUGGAGCAAAUUUUCUUGGCGCCCCCAGUGGCGAGUAUAUUCUCUCAUUUUAUCAGAGAAUAUAAGGAAAUUGCCAUAGAAGAUGCAUGUGGGAUGGACUCACCCUACUUGUUUCUCUAUCAAAACACAUAUAAAGAUCUUCACCUGCCAGCUUUCAUUAUUGCAGGGUGCUUUAGUUUUGCAGCAAUAUUCCUUUCUCUUUUCCUAACUUUCCAGCAUCUCAGAUCAUACACCAAUCCUUCGGAGCAGAAAUGGAUUGUUGCUGUUCUUUUUAUGGUUCCAGUCUAUGCAACCGAGUCAAUCUUAUCCUUGUGGAACGCAAAGUUGUCGCUUGUUUGCGACAUAUUGAGAAAUUGCUACGAAGCAUUUGCGCUGUAUGCAUUCGGAAGCUACCUGAUUGCAUGCCUUGGUGGUGAACGGCAAGUCAUAGACUUGCUUGAAGAUGAGGCAAGGAAGCAAAUCAGCAAGCCAUUGCUAGAAGAGAAAGAGGAUCCUCAGUCAGAACAGAAAACAUUUCGCAACUUCAUCCUCAGACCAUGUGUGCUCGGAGAGCACUUAUUCACAAUAAUUAAAUUUGGUCUAGUACAAUACAUGAUUAUGAAGACUCUUUGUGCAUUCUUAGCAUUCAUUCUCGAGCUAUUUGGAGUGUAUGGUGAUGGAAGUUUUAAGUGGUAUUACGGGUACCCAUAUAUAACAAUAGUUUUGAAUUUCAGCCAGAUGUGGGCUCUGUAUUGCCUCAUUCAAUUUUACAACGUAACUCAUCGAAGACUUGAACCAAUAAAACCACUUGCGAAGUUUAUUAGCUUUAAGGCUAUUGUGUUUGCAACAUGGUGGCAAGGUGUGGGUAUUGUUUUGUUGUGUACUUUCAGAGUUCUGCCAAAAGAAGGAAAAUUUCAAACUGGACUGCAGGAUUUCCUCAUCUGCAUAGAGAUGGCAAUCGCAGCAGUUGCUCACAUUUUUGUCUUCUCGGCAAAACCGUAUCAUUUCAUACCAGCGUACCACUAUGGAAAGAUUACGACCCAAGAGACGAAGGCUAUGGUUAAGAUAGAAGAAGGCGAUAAAGAAAAGCCAGCACUUCUUGAAAAGAGAGAAACCAUCAUCGAGGCACCUGGAACUAGUGUUAAAGAAAGUGUUCAGGAUAUCGUUGUUGAAGGAGGCCAGAAGGUCAUGGAGGAUGUCGUGUUGACUAUAAACCAAGCAAUCGAACCAGUACAUGAGGGCAUGACGAAGAUCCAAGAAACCUUCCACCAUAUGUCUGUGUCCAGUGAUAGCAAAGACAAGCCGGAAGUGAAGGUUGAAGAAGUCGAACAAAAUAUCACUAUCAAACCCGAGGUUUGAGUAUCUCUAGACAUGAAAGAUGUUACUUGAAAUGUUGGCUGAUGAUAUCUCGUUCUCCAUUGCUGUCUGAAGAGGUAAUCUUGAGACAGUGGAUGGUAGUGUCAUAUACUUUUGUGGUUCCAACUAUGUAAAUUUCUGAUGGUACUAGGCUGAGUUUUUGCAUUGGG
Sesamum indicum (sesame) is the source of this 1717-nucleotide messenger RNA. Its product is annotated as organic solute transporter ostalpha protein (DUF300). Lineage: Eukaryota; Viridiplantae; Streptophyta; Magnoliopsida; Lamiales; Pedaliaceae. The record is from RefSeq and is a predicted model, not a curated record.